AUGGCAUCAAUGAUGGAUUCGAAACCAAAGAUGUCCACCGUUAGUGGACAUGGAGGAGAAUUAUAUUUAUUUUUGAUUGAUUUUGUAACCGGGAUUGAUGGAGUCAGUAAUAAUGUAAAAGAUAAUUGCAGACGAUUUCAUAAAUGUUUAACGGAUAUAUUCGACGCUCACGAAAUUGCAUUGGGACAGAUUCAAGAGAAGAAUCGUCUUGCCUUUCGAACCUACUUUGCAGGAAAAAAUUUUGAAUUGAAUAUGUCAAAUGAAAACAGUAUCGAAUGGAAAAAUUUUAUAAAAUAUUUACAUAAUGAGGUUCCAAAAUCCUACAGUGUUGAACAUUACGCUGAUGUUUAUCCACUGUUAUUGCACGUGAGUAGUAUUAGUGCUGGUAUCGUGUUCAAUUACUAUUACAGUUAUAUGAUUAAACAAGCACGUACAAAUAAUAUAUAUUUAAAAAUUACAUUUGAGCAAAAAAUCGUUAGUGAAAAGGAAUUUAUUCUUCCUAAAAACAUUCAAAUUCAAUUAGUCUCAGAAAUUGAAAGUUUUUACAUGCAUGAACAUAAAAUUCCAACAGAUAAAAAUAGAAGAAUUUUGAGUCCAAAUAAUACUGAGUCACGGUUGUUAACGUCGAAUAAACUCGAUAUGCACUAUGAUAAACUGGAGGAUGGCAAAGCAGUUUACGCGGCAACAGCUUUCAAUUUGGCAACAGGAAUUAGCGAUUUUGGAAGUCAAGUGCAAGAACUCUACGUAUGGUAUGGAUCUUCGAACGCUGGUAUUAAAAGUAUAUCCAUGCUAGAUGAUGUUCGUGAAUGGAACGAACAUUAUGUAGUGAAACGGUAAUUGUCAGUAGUAUAGCCUAAAAUCGAAAAGUAAUUGGAAAAAUGUCGAACAUUAUUUCUGCAUGUGUUCUAAUGUGCCAAGGAGUUUUACAUUUUUUCCUGGUAGAAACGGAAAAAGACAUACAAAACAAAAUGUUUCAUUACUAAGUUUGAGUGAGAAAACAUUGAAAUACCAAACAUCAUUAGAAAAACUUCCUAUUUAGAGCCUAAGAAAAUUUUAUCUUGAAAAUCAAAUAGAUGAGAAUGUAGCCAGCGCAGAAUCUCUCCGUUUAAAAAAGUUUCCAACUAAUUCAUUAACAGUGAGAGAAACAGUGCAUUAUUAUACUCAAUUAUGUUAGAAAACACUACUUUAGAGGAUAAAAGAUAGGAAAUGGUGCAAAUUUCGUUAUUCGUGGCUCAAAAUAUAUUAGUAAAAUUUAAAACGAAUAUGAAUUUGUAGACAGUUGAAUACUAUUUCAGAAAAUGUGUAUUAGCAAACGGAGGAAGAUCGUUCAGUAUCUGAAAAUUAUUAAUAAAGUUUAAUUAACUCUUUUUCCGAAACUAACAAAAAACUUGACAAUUUCUGGUUGAGAGUGGACAACAAAACAUAACGUAUCAUGUCCGAUUCGAAAGUGUGAUAAAAAUGCUUCUAGUUUCGAUAAUUAGUUAAUUGGAACGCAUUUUGUUAUAAGGCACGCGCAAUGCAAACUGACGGCAAAAUUUUUCGACUUGGGUUUUUGGCAAGGGGGAAACAGCAGAAUUCCAAGCAGCUGUGGACUUCUAGGCCUACAGAAACUUGGGAAGUCCUAUACAAACUUCCCAAAGCUCGAGAAACUGGAGGAAUCCCUGGGAAUACAAGAAAAAAUCGGAAAAAUGAAUUAGAAUCCGAUAAAAAUCUGUAAAAACGAAGGAAAAUGAAAAAACGAAGCGGAAAAAUUCAAAAACAGUCAGGAAAAUUCUGCGGGCUCAGCGAAAUCACGAAGAACACCAAGGAGUCUCCAGGAGUACAACAAAAUUUGAAAAAAAUUGAUUGCCUGUGGAACGGAGCCCAGAUUACAAAGCUCACAAAAUCUACUGUUUCUCCUUGGUUGUUGGGCAGAACAUUCAAAUUAUUUUUUUCUUAUUCAGCGUUGAAAACUAAUUCAAAAAAUAAUAUUAAAUUCAUUUUGUAGGUAAACGUUUGUCCACCAUGGACUUCUGAAAGGACCAAUGGAAAAUCGGGAUGAGUUAUUUUGUUGACUUAUCUAGUUUUUUGUGUUAAGGGAUGAAGCCGUCGUUUGCAUCUCAGUAGAUUCGCUGUAAGCCAGACUUUAAAAUAUGUCGUGCCUUUUUUAAAGUUUUAUUUCGUUGCUGAGAAAAUUCAUUUUUUCUAAACCAGAGGUGAACAAGUCGGAAUUCUGUCCGUAAUUCUCUAUUUUCUCUAUCAGAGCUCAACUUCCUUGUGGAAUAAAAAUAUCAUAUUUGGAGUCAGGAUCAAAAAAACGAAUCAACUGAUGUGUAUCUCUAUCCUAUCCGAUAACUUUAAUUUUUGUCGAACUUUCACGUUCAAAAUUUUUAUUCCACAUGGAAGUUGAGUACUGAUAGAGAAAAUUGAGAAUUAUGGACAGAAUUCCAACUUGUUCUGGUUUAGAAAAAAUGAAUUUUCUCAGCAGCGAAAUAACACUUUAAAAUAGGCACGACAUAUUUUAAAAUCUGGCUUACAGCGAAUCUACUGAGAUGCAAACGACGGCUUCAUCCCUUAACACAAAAACUAGAUAAGUCAACAAGAUAACUCAUCCCGAUUUUUCAUUGAUCCUUUUAGAAGUCCAUGGUGGACAGGCGUUUACCUACAAAAUGAAUUUAAUAUUAUUUUUUGAAUUAGUUUUCAACGCUGCCCAAGGAGAAAAAAAAUAUCGACUAUCGGGCGAUCUAGCUAGCUAACUCAAUAUACUACCCGAUAUACCUAGCUAGCAAUUCGAAUUGGGUUAUUUACUAUCGGGCGAUAUAGCUAGCUAACA
Molecule: messenger RNA, 2812 nt
Organism: Didymodactylos carnosus
Lineage: Eukaryota; Metazoa; Rotifera; Eurotatoria; Philodinida; Philodinidae
Source: the annotation of a GenBank genome assembly